Molecule: messenger RNA, 545 nt
Organism: Ruditapes philippinarum (Manila clam)
Lineage: Eukaryota; Metazoa; Mollusca; Bivalvia; Venerida; Veneridae
Product: biotinidase-like
Exons: 2
Coding region: 27-545 (172 amino acids)
Source: RefSeq, a predicted model, not a curated record
AAGUCAGGGAUUAUUAUUUAUGGAAUAUGGAAAUCAAAAUGUCGGCAAAGAAAAGUGUCGUGUGCUGGUUUUUGUUAUCGGUUGGAAUCACUAUUGUAACAAGUACAAAAGUGAAAGUAGCGGUCUAUGAACAUGUUGUCAUAUCACCUGACGACCCUGAAGCUUUUUUCACGAGACAGGAAGCUUUCCAGUGGAUGUCAAAAAAUUUAAAUGUCUUUGAUGAGCAAGCCCGAAAAGCGUCUGAACAGGGGGCAAAGAUUAUUGUUUUCCCGGAGUAUUGUAUAACAGGGUUUGAUCAUUCACGUAAUUCGAUUGUUCCUUUCUUAGAAGACAUUCCGGAUUCUAGUACAGACUGGAAUCCGUGCAUGGAGCCAGAUCGUUUCGCUGAUACACUUGUAUUAAGAAAUCUAAGUUGUAUAGCUCAAAUGUACACAAUCUAUUUUAGUAGCAAACAUGGGUGGACAUUAAAAUGUGUGACAAAAAUGACUGAUAAAACAUGUCCGCACGACGGCCGAUAUCAGUUCAAUACAAAAUGUGAUUUUUGA